AUGUGUAAAACUAGUAAUGAUAAUUCACUAAAUGAUGAAACUUUAGUUUUGCCCAAAAAAUCUGAUUUUGGCCAAAGAUUACAUGAAUUUGGCCUCAAAUUUGAUGACAUUAUUGGCCGAUGUUUUUAUAGAUAUGGAUUCAUUUGUUCCCAAAGUAUAUUACUUCCGGUGAUUGGCGUCGCGAUAGCCGUCGGUCUAUCGGUGGGAAUAGUGACCAGUUUUGAGGCCAUUACUGAUCCGGUAGAGCUCUGGUCGGCGCCGACGAGUCGGGCCCGCAAUGAGAAAGAAUUUUUUGAUAAAAACUUCAGCCCUUUCUAUAGAACCCAACAAAUUAUAAUUAGUCCCAAAAAUCAGACAUUUUUCACACACGAAGACCCGUCGGACCCGAAAAACGCCACCAAAAGCCGUACAUUCGGUCCGGCGUUUGACAAACAAUUUCUAUUACAAGUACUGGACUUACAGUUAAAAGUAAUGGCUUUGAGGGCAAAAGUGGGCGACAAAGAGGUUGUGUUGACUGAUCUGUGUUUUGAUCCGAUGAAGAAUAAGAAGUGCGCGAUUCAGACACCGUUGGGUUGGUUUCAGAGCAACGGAUCACUACUGGACCGGACGUACGACAACUCGGGCGCUGUGUAUAACUAUUUGGAUCAUGUGAUUAAAUGUACGGGUGAUAUGGUUGCACAGGUGGAUGGCAAUUAUGGUGACCUGUCGUGCGCCGGUAGGUUUGGCGGACCCAUGUUUCCCAAUGUAGUGUUGGCCGACUUUAACGAGUCUAUGCCAGAGCCCGACGCCUUUCUCACCUCCCGGUCUGUUGUCAUAACAGUAUUGCUUAACAAUCAUAUCGAGGCCACAGAUAAUGCCGCUGCCAUGGCGUGGGAACAGGUGUUUUUGGAUCUGCUGCACAGCUAUAGUAAUCCUAACUUUACUUUUGUCUAUUAUUCUGAGCGUUCAGUUGAGGACGAGAUAAACCGAUUAAGCAAAUCAAGUUUAUUGAGUUUAUGUGGCGUUAAGUCAACGCUUAUUAUCGUCGAAGUCAUACCAUUCCUGGUUCUGGCCGUCGGAGUCGACAAUAUCUUCCUUUUGGUUCAGAACUUUCAGCGCCAGUCGUUUGGCAAAGACGUGGAGAUAUCUGAUCAGAUGUCGACUGUCCUCCAGAGUGUGGCGCCGUCUAUACUAUUGGCCACAUUUGCCGAGUCGUCGUGUUUUUUCUUGGGUUCACUCACUUCUAUGCCCGCCGUCCGGGUCUUCGCACUCAACGCUGGAUUAGCUCUUGUCAUAGCAUUUAUACUACAAAUGAUUGUUUUCAUACCAUUACUAGUCUUCGACACAAAGAGACAGUUAGACAAUAGAUAUGAACUCUUCUGUUGUGUUCGACAACACAAGAAACUCGAAGACAAUGAAGAUAUGGAUAAGAGGGGUAUUCUCUAUAAAUUCUUUGAACAAAUUUACGCACCAUUUCUGAUGAAAGACUUCAUCCGAGUGUCUGUCAUCAUAAUCUUUAUUGGAUGGUUGUGUGCGUCAAUCGCUGUGAUCAACAAACUAGAUGUAGGUCUCGACCAGAAGCUGUCGAUGCCUUCGGACUCAUAUUUGAUCCCGUAUUUCGACGCUCAGAUGAAUAGCCUGCGAGUGGGAGCGCCCGUGUAUUUCGUGGUGAGCGGUGAAUACGAUUACGCGCACAAACAGGACCUGUUGUGUGGGAGCGCCGGCUGUUACCAGAAGUCAUUGUCGGCCCUAUUGAUCGACGCGUCCAAACGGAGCAAUGAGUCCUACAUAUCGUCAACUGUGCCCAACAGUUGGGUCGACGACUACAUAGGUUGGGGUAAGAAAACCAGUUGUUGUCGAUUACAUGACUACGAUGUGCGCAAAUUUUGCUCCUCUACCGAUCCUAAUACGGCUAAUGACUGUCAAUACUGUACACCCAGCUCUGGGAAGCCGUAUCCGGCAUUUCAACCAUUUGUAGACCUCAAACGCCUUGUGGUUUAUGAGGACCUGUUUUACGACCCGCGGCUCCAGUAUUUUUUGCAGGACAUUCCCAACUCUAAAUGCCCUUACGCGGGUGGCCCGGCGUACGAACCGUACGUGCACUUGGAUUACAGUCGCUAUACCAUAUCACCCAUUAAGGCCUCGUCGUUUAACGCAUACCACACGGUAUCCAAGAAUUCACAGGAUUUCAUAUCGUGUCUCAAAAACGCCAGAAUAUUAGCCGAAACAAUGACCCAAUCUAUCAAUAGCCAGAAUAAAGGCGCCGAUCAGUACGUAGAGGUCUAUCCCUAUAGUGUUUUCUAUGUAUUCUACGAGCAAUACCUGACCAUUUGGAUGGACACUAUCAAGAAUCUUGGCAUCGCUAUCGCCGCUAUAUUUGUGGUCACUUUUAUAUUCUUGGGCUUUGAUUUAAUGUCAUCACUCAUUAUUGUCGUUACAAUUGUGGCCAUUGUUAUAGACUUAAUGGGAGUUAUUGGAGUUUUGUUCGCAUAUAACGCGUGGAUAUGCUAUGAGUUUGAGGACCACUCGUGUGGAGAGAGCGGAGGAAUCGUUGGCCAGAAUCGGGUCAUCAGUUCUGUUACGAAGAGCCGCGAAGUGGCCCUCGAGUACGCCAAACAGUACUACGAGCUCUUCUAUAAGACCGUCGAUGAGAUACUGACGACGAUUGUGGAAAAGGGCGCACAGUUUCAGAUGAAUGAGUACGUGUCGGCCAUUCAGCUGUUGCACCGGUCGGUGGCCGGCACUCAGCAGCAGUCACUCGACUCGGCUCUUAAGCGUCUCACAGAGAUCCUCAAUGAAGUGGCCGUUUCUCUGGCCGCCCAAUACCAGCCCUCAGUCACCCAUUUACUAACGAGCCAGAUAUUCCCCAUACCCUGUGUAGUGGACGCACAGCCGCAACCAUUGAAUCAAACCAACGUGGAUGAGCUGAAAAAGAUUGUACCUGAGCUAUUCACUGACGCAAAUCCGGUAUUUUGCUGCGACGAUGACCAGGCGUACGCGAUGUUGCAUGAUCAAAUAGCGAAGGCGGAUUUCAUCUCGCGGUGUCCGUCGUGUUACGUAAACUUUGCCAAAACCCUAAUACACAUGUCGUGCAGUCCCCGUCACCGCGAGUUUCUCAAAGUGACCAAAAGCGAAAAGCUUAAGGAUUCGGACAAAUAUAUGCUCAAAGAGUUGUCCUAUUAUAUGACCAAUCGGUACGCGAACUCGUUUUACAACUCGUGCUCAUCGGUGGCGUUCCCCUCCGGCUCGUCCACUGUCAUGAAGCUUCUGUGCGGAACAUACGGUGCCGAACACUGUUCGGCGGCCAGACUUCUGGAGACAAUGGGACACUUUGAUCCGUCGCCGAUGCAAAUCAACUUCAAACUAACCGACAGCGCGACCAUUGAUGACCGAAAACCAAUGGACGAUAAGACCUAUUCGUGCGCUGAGGCGCCCAAAGCCUACUCUACAAUGGUGUGCAGUUGCGGCGACUGUCCCGUCAUAUGUCCGGUCGGCGGGCAGUUGGCGUACGCCGAGCCCGACUCCGUGUGGCAGGUGUGGGGCGUCAAUGGUAUGUGGGUUUGUAUGGCUUUCGUCUAUUUGGUCCUAUUUAUGGUGAUUGUCAUUGGAUUUGUGAUUUGCUAUCGCCGUAAAAGAGCUCGCGGCCACAAGUCUAGUGAGAACAGAGGAUCCAAUGCCCAGAAGACAUCGGGUUUUGGUCAGAAUGUGCACGAAUUUGGCCUACAAUUUGACGAUACGAUACGUGAGUGGUUCGGCCGUUACGGGCGCUUCUGUUCGCGUCGGCCGUGGAAUGUGAUCCUUCCUCUCGUCGGCGUCGCGGCUGCCGUCGGCCUAUCGGUGGGAAUACUGACUAGUUUUGUGGCGAUGAUAGAUCCGGUGCAGCUCUGGUCGGCGCCCACCAGUCGGGCCCGAAGCGAGAAAGACUUCUUCGACAACAGUUUCGGACCAUUCUAUAGGACGGCGCAGAUAAUCAUUUGGCCCAACAAUAAGACCACGUUUGAACACUUUUACCUCGAGGACGAAAUAACAAACAGCACCAAAACCAUUGGUCCGGUGUUUGAAAAGCAAUUUUUACUACAAGUGCUGGACUUGCAGUCAAAAGUGCUUAAUCUGACCGCAAAUGUUGCCGACAAAGAGGUUGUGUUGAGUGAUAUCUGUUUCGAUCCGAUGAAGAAUAAGAAGUGCGCGACUCAGACACCGUUGGGUUGGUUCCAGAAUGACAUCGAUAUGUUAAAUAAGACACGUAUUGACGAAGACCUAAAUCAUGAAUACAAUUACCUUGAUCACUUCAUCUCAUGCACGGCAAACCCUACGAGUCAAUACGAUAAGUUCAUUGAGACGACGUGUGCGGGCACUUUUGGCGGACCCAUGUUUCCCAACGUAGCGCUCGGCGAUACCGAUGAGGACAUGCCAGAGCCCGACCGAUUCAUGACCGCCCGGUCUCUGGUUAUUACGAUAUUGAUUAACAAUAAUGUCGACGACGACAAUAAGACCGAUGCCAUGGCCUGGGAAAAGGUGUUUCUUGAUUAUAUGCAUAGUUAUAGUAAUCCUAACUUCACGUUUGUCUUCUUCGCAGAGCGUUCGCUUCAGGACGAGAUCGACAGACUUAGCAAAUCAAGUAUCGGUUUAUUGAGUUUAUGUGGCGUUAAGUCAACGCUUAUUAUCGUCGAAGUCAUACCAUUCCUGGUUCUGGCCGUCGGAGUCGACAAUAUCUUCCUUUUGGUUCAGAACUUUCAGCGCCAGUCGUUUGGCAAAGACGUGCAGAUAUCGGAUCAGAUGGCGGCUGUCCUCCAGAGUGUGGCGCCGUCUAUACUAUUGGCCACAUUUGCCGAGUCGUCGUGUUUUUUCUUGGGUUCACUCACUUCUAUGCCCGCCGUCCGGGUCUUCGCACUCAACGCUGGAUUAGCUCUUGUCAUAGCAUUUAUACUACAAAUGAUUGUUUUCAUACCAUUACUAGUGUUCGACACAAAGAGACAGUUAGACAAUAGAUAUGAACUCUUCUGUUGUGUUCGACAACACAAGAAACUUGAAGACAAUGAAGACAUGGAUAAGAGGGGUAUUCUCUAUAAAUUCUUUGAACAAAUUUACGCACCAUUUCUGAUGAAAGACUUCAUCCGAGUGUCUGUCAUUAUAGUAUUCAUGGGAUGGUUGUGUGCGUCCAUCGCUGUGAUCAACAAACUGGAUGUCGGUCUCGACCAGAAGCUGUCGAUGCCUUCCGACUCAUAUCUGAUUCCGUAUUUCGACGCUCAGAUGAAUAGCCUGCGAGUGGGAGCGCCCGUGUAUUUUGUAUUGAAGGGUGAAUACGAUUACGCGCACAAACAGGACCUGUUGUGUGGGAGCGCCGGCUGUUACCAGAAGUCAUUGUCGGCGCUAUUGAUUGACGCGUCCAAACGGAGCAACGAGUCCUACAUAUCGUCAACUGUGCCCAACAGUUGGGUCGACGAUUACAUAGGUUGGGGUAAGGGAUCCAAAUGUUGUCGACUACAUGACUAUGAUGUGCGCAAAUUUUGCUCCUCUACCGAUCCUAAUACUGCUAAUGACUGUCAGGUGUGUACACCCAGCUCUGGGAAGCCGUAUCCGGCAUUUCAACCAUUUGUAGACCUCAAACGCCUUGUGGUUUAUGAGGACCUGUUUUACGACCCGCGGCUCCAGUAUUUUUUGCAGGACAUUCCCAACUCUGCCUGCGCUAAAGCGGGUGGCCCGGCGUACGGACCGUACGUGCAUUUGGAUUACGAUCGCUAUACUAUAUCACCCAUUAAAGCCUCGUCGUUCAACGCAUACCACACAACGUCAAAGAAUUCACAGGAUUUCAUAUCGUGUCUUAAAAACGCCAGAAUAUUAGCCGAAACAAUGACCCAAUCUAUCAAUAGCCAGAAUAAAGGCGCCGAUCAGUACGUAGAGGUCUAUCCCUAUAGUGUUUUCUAUGUAUUCUACGAGCAAUACCUGACCAUUUGGAAAGACACCAUCAUGAAUCUAGGCAUCGCUAUCGCCGCUAUAUUUGUGGUCACUUUUAUAUUCUUGGGCUUUGAUUUAAUGUCAUCACUCAUUAUUGUCUUUACAAUUGUGGCCAUAGUUAUAGACUUAAUGGGAGUCAUGUUUUGGGCUAAUGUAUCAUUGAAUGCCAUAUCACUCGUCAAUCUCGUUAUGUCUGUGGGCAUUUCAGUGGAGUUUUGUUCGCAUAUAACGCGUGGAUAUGCUAUGAGUUUGAGGACCACUCGUGUGGAGAGAGCGGAGGAAUCGUUGGCCAGAAUCGGGUCAUCAGUUCUG
Medioppia subpectinata is the source of this 6246-nucleotide messenger RNA. Lineage: Eukaryota; Metazoa; Arthropoda; Arachnida; Sarcoptiformes; Oppiidae. The record is from the annotation of a GenBank genome assembly.